Molecule: messenger RNA, 359 nt
Organism: Oppiella nova
Lineage: Eukaryota; Metazoa; Arthropoda; Arachnida; Sarcoptiformes; Oppiidae
Source: the annotation of a GenBank genome assembly
GAGCGAUGGUUUAAGUUGAGGGGAAACCUAUUGUUUUACUAUCGCGUCAAUGAGUUUGGAGGCGUCCAUCACAAGGAACCGGUCGGUUGUCUCGUCAUCGAGUUGUGUCGCGUCCAGAGGGAGGACCAGUCGGGCCUCGGGUUCGCCUUUUCUAUAUGCUUUGACAGCGAUUUGGAUAAAAAGCAUUUCUUGAUGUGCAGUAACCAAAGACAAUGUGAUGAAUGGGUGGAUGUGUUGAGUGAAUGCAGUUAUCAGAACCAAAAGAACAAACUCUUGGACCUCAAGAAUCAAAUCAUGGAUAUCACCGGAACUGAUCCGUUGACCUCAUAUUCAUAUCAAACCAAAUAAUCAAACCGUUG